Messenger RNA from Theobroma umbraticum, 1013 nucleotides. NCBI's taxonomy places the organism in Eukaryota, Viridiplantae, Streptophyta, Magnoliopsida, Malvales, Malvaceae. The record is from RefSeq and is a predicted model, not a curated record.
AUUGCAGGCUUUUGGACUUGAUCUGUUUUCCUAAGACAAGUCCUGGCUCUGAAGGAGAAGAGGGGAAGGGAAGGGAAGGUUGGUUUUCAGUUAAGACUGAGAACAUGUUUUACUCUGAUCAGUUUUGUUUUGUUGCGUUAGUACUUCCCUAGCACGCGCUCAACUCCAGCGCGUGACUUGUGUAUCCGCAAGGCAGCCAACAGCAACACGCAAAGCUUACUUGCCUACCUUCUUUAGAGAUGAGUAGCAUGCAAUAUGCAUCAUGCAACAAAGGCACAGACCUUAGUGGCUUUAAUUUGUUGGACGGCAUUUUCUUCUGUGAAGGAGAUGGGAAGAGGGAGAGGGAGAAGCGAGAUUGAGAAAGAGAGAACCAAAAUGAGAGAAAGGCAAAGAAGGGCAAUCACUACAAACAUCUUUCAUGGGCUUAGGAGGCAUGGCGGGUACCAUCUCUCCCCUCGCGCUGAUAUCAAUCAAGUCCUUUGUCACCUUGCCAAGGAGGCUGGUUGGGUGGUUGAACCCGAUGGCACCACCUACCGCUCCAUCUCCGUCUCCAAGACUGCUCACUGCUGCCCGGUUUGUGGAGCCAUGAAACCAAGUACCACCCCAACACCCAGCAGCAGCGUCGUGAUAGGUGGAGGAGAGUGUUCGACCACCGCAUCCCCUCGAAACAACCCGGAGGCAGCUGUUGAAGAUCCCAUCCGCGUCAUUGAUAGUUUUUGCGACAAUCUCAUUCCCAUAGCUCCUUAUAUGUAUGGUGGUGAGGAUGGCUUUUCAGCGUUGGCAUUGCAGCAACUGUACCCGCAGGAGGCAGCACCACGUAGCCAGUGUAUGCCACUUGGUUCACCUCUUGUUAGGGGAAAAGAGGAGGGAAACAUAUAACUAGAAACAUUUCAUAGAAACAGAGACUAAAUAACAUCUGGGUCCGGUUUAUGAGUUUAAAUUCCAAUCUACAUUCUGAGCUUACUUUGGUAUGGAUAUAUUCGUGGGUUGUCGUUUUAAUCCCACGAUUUUUU